This is a messenger RNA of Octodon degus (degu), 14560 nucleotides long. RefSeq names its product mucin-16. The transcript is spliced from 77 exons. Bases 1 to 13149 code for a protein of 4382 amino acids. NCBI's taxonomy places the organism in Eukaryota, Metazoa, Chordata, Mammalia, Rodentia, Octodontidae. The record is from RefSeq and is a predicted model, not a curated record.
AUGCCCUCUUCUGCCACCACCAACACCGGGAGGCCCCAUGUCACUACUGGGCACAUGAGUUCCACCCAGAUCCCCACUCUGGCUUUCUCCUCCACUCUGGGCCUCUCCACCACCGGCAGGACAGGCCUGUCCUCCCCUGCCCCUGUAACAAAUGUCACGACCCUGGGCACCGCCCUCCUUGUGAGCCCUCCAGAGCCCAGCUCCUCCUCCAGUCAACCCCAAGGGCCUCUCCCCACAAACCUCAAACUCAGCAGCAUCUCCACGGAGUUCAGCAGUGCAUCCACAUCAUCCCAGGUGCCUCCUGCCUCCCAGACGUCUGCCAGCAACCAGGAGCCCACAAGCAUCACUUCUGGGUCCGCAGGCACCUCCAGCCUCCCUGGUGGACUCACCUCAUCCACUAGCUGGCCUUCUACUGGGCCUGCCACUUCCCCAGGACAGAGUGCCACGGGGCCUACUGCCACGUCCUCCCUUCUCACUCCUUCCCCUCAGCAGAGCACAGGCCUGCUGCCCUCUAGCGCCCACACCGCCAGGAGCAGUCCAGCCACCAAGCUCACGCCCAGUACUCUUCACAGCCAGGCCACAGUGCACAGCACCAUGCAAGGGGACACAGUGCUGAGUUCUGCACUCCCCAUUGGGUCCAUUGUGCCUGCCACUUCCAGCCUUGCCCUUCCGGGGCAGCCUUCUUCCUACUCAACCCCUCAGACAGUCAGCACCCCCUCUGAGGGGAAGAACAUGCUUCCCACCCACGUAGUUGAAGAUUCCCUGCAGACUAUGUUCUGGGGAACACAGACUGCUUCCAGAGAGACCUCUGUCCUCUCGGGAUCCAGCCCAUCCACACCCAGUCCCACUUCCACUGGGUGGGAGCCCAGUGAAGGUAUAGCACCCACAGCUGCGUCCAAGCCGUACUCCAGUGUGUGGACCUCCUCCUCCUCCUUGUCCAUGCCCACAUUCCUGUCGGAGACCACCAGUGCAACCCUACCUGCUUCUUCUGGCUCCAGUCUCUCCCCAUCUCCCAACCAGCCUCUCCCAAACCCUUCAAUGCAUGCCCAUUCUACUGUUUCCAAAUACAACCUGGGUACCUCUGCGAUUUCUCUGAAGGACAAGCAGACCACUCCACCAGGGACUGUGGACGCUCCAUUUCCCACCGAGACCAUCAGAACCCACUCCAGUGCCCAGGCCAGCUUCCAUAAAUCUGGGGCUCCCACAUCUUCCGUAGCCAGCUUCUCAGUGCUGAAAAGCACCACGUCUCCGUUCGAGUCUGGCACAAGUGAUUUUUUGUGGAGUCCCCCUUCCCCUUUGCCUCCUUCACAGUCUCCGUCCUCUACCACAGGCCCCACUCUGAGCUUUACUACCACAGAACGUAUUUGGACUCAGCCUCAAAGCUCCAUUUCCCAGCAUUCCCCACUGGUAUCUCCCACAGCAUCAGCUGGCAGGAGCCCUCGGAUCCCAUCAGUCUCUCCCUCUCUACCUCUGGUUACUUCUUCAGGAAUCGAAAGCGUGGUGGAGCGCAUCACACGGCUACCCAGCGACGUGGCACACGGUGGCACUAUGGGGCCACUCAAGGGUCCCCUGACACCCACAGCACCUGCUAGUCCUACAGAACUUUCCAUUGGAGGAACUGAAAGAUCAGAGACCACUGCCAUGCCUCUGAAGACCACCUCCACUGCCGCUGGGACCACUGGGGUCUCCGUUCUCCCCUUAAGAACAGCAUCUGUCACAGCAUCAGAACAAGCAGCCAGCACAAGCACAGAAGGAACAAUCACAACAACCCCAACUAUUUCUCCUGCUGUUCCAGAGAUGACAACCACGCUGGCCACUCGACUUGGAGAAGACACCAGUGUAACAGUUCCCAGGGAAACACCAUCUUCUUUCAGUAGAGAACCAGAGACCACUGCCUCAGAGGCCCACAGUCCUGAGGCAGGGACCAGGCCAGCUACCCAAACUCCAACUGCAUUCUCUGACGAGUCACACACCAUGGUCUCAUUGAUGACUCACCCUACAGAAAGGAGGAUGCCUGUUUCCAGAACAACCUCCAAAUUUCCCCAUUCUGAAUCACAAACCACACUCUCAGUGGGCACGAGUCCUGGGACAGAAACCGCACUGGCCAUUCCAACAACCACUGUCCCUCCUGAUACACCAGGAAAGAGAGUCUCACUGACCACUACUUCCAGGACACACACUGGCUCAGUGAAACCAACCCGGACUCCUCCUGGUGGACAAGAGAGCACAGCCUCCUUGGCUACUGAUCUUGGAAUGGUACAAGGCUCAGCCAUUCCAAGUCCAACUGUCUCACCUGGUGUAUCACAGAUGGUGACAUCAACGCAUAGGAGUUCUGGGACAGAGGCAAGUACAAGUAGCCAAGUUUUGACUCUUUCUCCAAGUCAGAUGGAUAUCACCAUUUUAAAAGAAACCCAAUCUGGAACAGAAGUCAGUUCAGCAGUUCCAACGCUGACUGUUUUGUCUGGUGGAUCACAUACAACAACUUCAUGGGCUACGCAUUCUGUAGAGACCAGCCCAACAGCUCCUAGGAUAACCCCAGAUUUUCCCCGUAGUGAAUCCAGUGCCACACCAUUAACAACCACCAGUCUUGUGGACAAAACCAGUCCGGCUGUCUCUGCUUCCACUGUUUCACCUGAUGGGACAAACAGGGUGACCUUGCUGGGCACUACAUCAGCAACCAGGACAAGUAUUCCAAAUCCAACUGGGACACCAGAGGCCACAUCCUCAUUAGCUACCCAUCCUGGACCACAGACUAAUUCAGCCAUUCCAACUCAAACUGCCUCUUCUCCUGGUGUGCCAGGGACAAUGACUUCACUGACCACUAAUUCCAGAGAAGAGAGUGGUGUGGCUCCAACCCAGAUGGUUUCCCCAGGGCAGCCAGAGACCACAGCACAGUGGAUCAUCCAUCCUGAGACAGAAGCCAGUUCCUCUGUUCCAGGGACUGUGCUAGCGAGUGAACCCUAUACAACAGCUUCACACACCUCUCAUCCUGCAGAAGCCAUCUCAGCUAUUCCCAAAACAACCCUGAGUGUUCCCCAUAGUGAAUCUAACACCUCACCCUUCACCACCACCAGUCCUGAGGAAACAUCCAGUUCAGCUGUUUCACAUUCAGUCCCCUGGGUGAUAAUGUCACUGGUCACUAGUUCCACAGCAGUGGCCAGUACAAGUACUCCAACUCUGGCUCUUUCUCCUUCUGGAUCAAAGGUUACAGCCACAAGCAUCACUCAUCCUGGGGCAGUCUCCAGUUCAGCUGUUCCCACUCUGUCUCUUUCUCCUGGGGAGCCAGAUGCAACAGCCUCCCUGAUCAUGCUUCCUACAGAGACAAGCCCGAUGAGUCCCAGCACAGUCCCAGAUGUUCUCCAUACUGAACUCAAUAGCACACCUUUAACAGCCACCAGUCCUGAGACAGAAGCCGGUUCAGCUCUCUCGACCUCUGGCUCAGGAUUGCUGACUUCACCGCUCACCCGUUCUGGAACAGAGACCAGUACAUUUUCCACUCUGACUGCUCUCUCAGGCCAACAAGAGACCACAGGCUCACAGGGAGUCCAUCCUGGAUUUGAAACCAGUUCUGUUGCUCCAACUUUUCCUGUCUCUCCUGGUGAACCACAUACAACUGUCUCCUUGGCCACCCAUUCUGCAGAGACCAGCCAACCUGUUUUCAUGACAAGCCCAAGUGUUUCCCAUAAUGCAACGCACCCUACAACCCCAACAACCGUCAUUCCUGGGGCAGAACCCAGCCCAGCUGUGUCAACCACCAUGAUCUCCCCUGGUGCUCCAGACAUGGUGGCUUCACAGGUCCCUACUUCUGGAAUAGCCACCAAGACGACCGAACCAUCUCUGAUUCCUUCUCCUUCCCAACCUGAGGUCACGCCCGCCUUGGGCACAUCUGCUGGGACCCAGACAAGUUCAUCCAUUCCAACUCUGGCUGUCUCCCCCAGCAUAUCAGAGAUGACCUCACUGGUCACCAGCUUUGAGACAGAACCAAGUACAACUACUUCAGUUCUAACUGUUUCCCCAGAGCAACUGGAUAUCACAUCCCCAUGGGUGACCCGUCCUGGCUCAGUCACCAGUUCAGCUAUUCCAUCUCUCUCUGUUUCCCCCAGUGAGCUGGAUACAGCAGCCUCAUGGGUGACUCAUCCUGCAGUGACCAGCUUACCAGUUUCCAGGACAACCCCCUAUUUUCCACACGGUGUAUCAGGCAGCACACCCUCAGCAAUGACCAGUCCCAGGUCAGAAGCCAGCUCAGCUGCUCCACCUCCCACCAUUUCCCCUGAGGUACCAGGAGAGGUGAGCUCAUCGCCCACCAGCUCUAGGACAGUGAUCAGUGCAAGUACUGCCUCCCAAGCUCAUUCUUCUAGUAAACCAGAGACCACAGCAUUAUUGGCCACCCAUCCUGGGCCAAGUUCAGCCCUUCCGACUCUGGCUGUCUCCCCUGGUGUGCCAGGGAUAGUGACACCAUUCACCACUAGUUCUGGGACGGAGGCGAGCACAGUUUAUCCCAAGCAGACUGGUUACUCACAAGCACCAAAGACUACAGCCUCGUGGGUCACCUAUUCGGGGUCAGAAGCCAGCCCGGCCAUUCCAACUCUGACUACUGUGCCUGGGGAGCCAAACACGACUACUUCCCUGGUCACUCAUUCGGCAGACACUUGGACACCUGUCUCCAGAACAGCCCCAGGGCUUCCCAAGAGUGAAUCAGACUUCACACCUUCGAUGGCUACCAGCCCUGGGGCCAAAGCCAGCCUAACUGUUCCAACUACCAUAGUUUCAUCUCGUAUACCCGUGGCAGUGACCUCAGAGGUUACCAAUUCUGGGACAGACACAAGCACGGCUACUUCAGCUCUGACUCCUUCUCUAGUUGAAACAGAGACCACAGUUUCAGUAUUCUCCUCUCCUGAGGCAGAGACCACUCCUGCUGUUCCGACCCCCUCUGUUCUUCCUGGUGAGCCAGCUGCAACCUCAUCGGUCCCUCACCCUUCACAAACCAGCAUGCCUGCUUCCAGAACUAGCCCUGAUUUUUCCCAUAGUGAAUCACAUACCACGCCCUCCAUCGCCAGCAGUCCUAGGGCUGAGGCCAGUUCACCAGCGCCAAUAACAAUUUGGAAACCAGAGGUGGUAACCUCCCAGGUCACUCCGGGGCCACCAACCGGGACCACUAUUCCAACUGUGAGUGUUUUUCCCAGUGAGCCAGAAACCACAGCCUUAUUGAUCACCCACCCCAGUGCAGAGACAACCACAAAGUUUCCUGUUUCAACUGUUGUUCUUCCUUUCUUGGAGACAGCCUCAGCAUCUGUCAGACCUGAGGUAGAGAUGAGCACAGCUCUUCCAACUCAGACUGCUUCCCUCAGUGGACAGGGGACAGCAACUUCUCUCCCACCGUCUCUUGUGACAGAGAUGGGUAGAGCUGAUGUAGGUCCAACAGUUUCGCGUGCUGUUCCCUUGGAAACAGCCUCACCAUCUACACCUCCCAGGGCAGAGACCAGCACAGCUAUGCCAACUGCAGCCCUUUCCCCUGGCCUCUCAGAGACCUCAAGCACAUGGGUCAACAGCCCUGCAGCAGAGGCCAGCACAAGCAUUCCGACUCCUCCCCUCAGUGUCCCUUGGCUUUCCAGUGCUGCUAAAACCACAGGCGAGCCAAAGACCGUAACUUCCUGGAACAGAGAAUCUUCAUCACUUGCAACUUCAGUCGGACUCCCAGAUUUUUCCCAAACUGCUGUAGGCCCCACUGUGACCUCAGUAACACCGCAGACCCCAACACUACCUACAACCAGUCACAGAGAAGGAUUGAGUCCAACUGCUACCUUGAGAACCACAACUGUGGAGACCACUCAUUUAGCUGCCACAGGUUCAAGUCCCACCACAGCCGAGAUCACAGCCUCCACCCUCAGUGCUACAACAGCUGGAAGUCCCUUUGCCUCAGAGAGCCCAUCUGGAAUGUACACCUCAACUUCAGAGACACUGACUUCAGCAACAACUGAGGUCCCAUUGCUGAAGAUUUUUACCGUCAACUUCACCAUCACCAAUCUGACCUACCAGAAGGAUAUGGGGAACCCAGGCUCUGGGUUAUUCAACAGCACUGACGGGACCCUGCAGCAGUUGCUCCAUGCCGUGUUCAAGAACAGCAGCAUUGGUCCCCUUUACACUGGCUGCAGGCUGACAAUGCUCAGGGCUGAAAAGCAUGAGACAAGCACCAGAAUAGAUGGCGUCUGCACCUACCACUCAGAUCCUACAGGCCCUCGGCUGGACAGAGAGCAGCUGUACUGGGAGCUGAGCCAGCUGACCCAUGGCAUCACCCAGCUGGGCAGCUACAGCCUGGACCGGGACAGCCUCUAUGUCAAUGGCUAUCACCAUCGGUACUGGAUCCCCACCAAGAACACUCCAGUGGCCUCCACAUUUUCCCCAGGGCCCUCCACACCCACGACCCCCACUCCCAGAUCUACAGCUGCAGGAGUCAGCCCAGGCCCGGUGCUUUUCACACUCAACUUCACAAUCACCAACCUGCAUUACACCCCCAACAUGGAGCACCCAGGCUCCUUGAACUUCAUCUUCACGGAGAAGGUCUUGAACCGACUGCUCGAGCCCUUGUUCAAGAACACCAGCAUCAGCAGUGGCUACUCCGGCUGCAGACUGACCUUGCUCAGAAACGAGAAGAAUGGGACAACCACUGGAGUGGAUGCAGUCUGCACCUACAAACCUCGUCCCAUGGGCCCGGCUCUAGAGAGAGAGAACUUGUACCAGGAGCUGAGCCAGCUGACCCAUGGUGUCACCCAACUGGGGUCCUAUGCCCUAGACACAGACAGCCUCUAUGUCAAUGGUUACAACCGUCGGCACUUGACCCCCACCACCAACACUCCAGUGUCCACCACAUUCUCUCCGGGACUUCCAACAUCCUCCAUCCCCAGCUCUACAGGUGCAAGCCUGUCUCUGGUGUUCUUCACCCUCAACUUCACAAUCACCAACUUGCAUUAUGAGAAGGACAUGGGGCGCCCAGGAUCUGAGCUAUUCAAUACCACAGAGAGCAUCUUGAAUCGCCUGCUGAAAUCCUUGUUUCACAAAAGCAGUAUUGGGACCCUUUAUUCUGGCUGCAGACUGAUCUUGCUGAGGCCUGAGAAAAACAGAGCAGCUACUAAAGUGGAUGCUGUCUGCACUCACCAUCCUGAUCCCACAGGCCAUGAGCUGGACAGGAAGAAGCUGUACUGGGAGCUGAGCCUUGAGACCCAUGGUGUCACCAAGCUGGGCUCCUACACCCUAGACAGGAACAGUCUCUACGUCAAUGGUUACACGUUUCAAGCUUCUACUCCUACCCCCAGCACUGCUGAGACUACAACAUUUUCACCAUGGACCUCGGUGGUGCCGGACCACUUCACCAGGUCUACAGGAGAAGCCCCUGUCCUGGUCCCAUUCACCAUCAACUUCACCAUCCUGAACUUGCGGUUUGAGAAGGAAAUGGCGCUCCCCAGCUCCCUGAAGUUCAACUUCACAGAGAGAGUCCUGCAGAAGCUGCUCCAGCCCCUGUUCAAGAACAGCAGCCUGGGAGCCCUCUAUGCAGGCUGCAGACUGGCCAUGCUCAGGCCUGAGAAGAGGGGAGCAGCCACCAGAGUGGAUGCCGUGUGCACACACCACCCUGGACCUGAAGGCUUCAGGCUGGACAGAGAGCAGCUUUACUGGGAGCUCAGCCAGAUGACCCGUGGUGUCACCCGCCUGGCCGCCUACACCCUGGACAGGGACAGUCUCUACGUCAGUGGAUUCAACUACCGCAGCUCUGCAGUCAUCAUCAGCAGUCCUGGCACCCCCACAGUGCUCCUGGGAACCUCUCCAGCUCCACUGUCCUUCUCCAGCCCCACAGCAGUGGCAGCCCCCGUCCUGGUACUGUUCACCACCAACUUCACCAUCCUGAACCUGUGGUUCCAAGAAGAUAUGGCCCACCCCGGCUCCCUGAAGUUCACCUUCAUGGAGAAAGUCCUACAGAAACUGCUCCAGCCCCUCUUCAGGAACAGCAGCCUGGGAGCCCUCUAUGCGGGCUGCAGACUGGCCCUGCUCAGGCCUGAGCAGGAUGGAACAGCCACAGAAGUGGACCUUGUGUGCUCACACCGCCCUGGGCCUGAAGGCUUCAGCCUGGACAGAGAGCGGCUUUACUGGGAGCUCAGCCAGAUGACCCGUGGUGUCACCCACCUGGAUGCCUACACGCUGGACAGGGACAGCCUCUAUGUCAACGGAUUUAACUAUCACAGAUCUGCACUGAUAACAAGCAGUCCUGGAACCCCCACAGUGCUCCUGGGAACCUCUGCGGCUCCACUGUCCUUCUCCAGCCCCACAGCAGCAGCCCCCGUCCUGGUCCCGUUCACCAUCAACUUCACCAUCCUGAACCUCUGGUUCGAGGAGGACAUGGCGCUCCCCAGCUCCCUGAAGUUCAACUUCACAGAGAGAGUCCUGCAGAAGCUGCUCCAGCCCCUGUUCAAGAACAGCAGCCUGGGAGCCCUCUAUGCAGGCUGCAGACUGGCCCUGCUCAGCCCCAAGCAGGGUGGCGCAGCAACCACAGUGGAUGCCGUUUGCACACACCGCCCUGGACCUGAAGGCUUCAGGCUGGACAGAGAGCGGCUUUACUGGGAGCUCAGCCAGAUGACCCAUGGUGUCACCAACCUGGCCGCCUACACCCUAGACAGGGACAGUCUCUACGUCAAUGGAUUCAACUACCGCAGCUCUGCAGCCAUCACCAGCAGUCCUGGCACCCCCACAGUGCUCCUGGGAACCUCUGCUGCUCCACUGUCCUUCUCCAGCCCCAUAGCUGUGGCCCCUCACCUGGUCCCGUUCACCAUCAACUUCACCAUCCUGAACCUGCGUUUUGAGAAAGACAUGGCACACCCCGGCUCCUUGAAGUUCAAUUUCACAGAGAGAGUCCUGCAGAAACUGCUCCAUCCCCUGUUCAAGAACAGCAGCCUGGGAGCUUUCUAUGUGGGCUGCAGACUGGCCCUGCUCAGGCCGGAGAAAGGGGGAGCAGCCACCAAAGUGGAUGCCGUGUGCGCACACCACCCUGGGCCUGAAGGCUUCAGGCUGGACAGAGAGCGGCUUUACUGGGAGCUGAGCCAGCUGACCCGUGGCGUCACCCGCCUGGCCGCCUACACCCUGGACAGGGACAGUCUCUACGUCAAUGGAUUCACCUACCACAGCUCUGCACUCAGCACCAGCAGUACUGGGUCCCCCACAGUCAGCCUGGGAACAUCUGGGACUCCUCUGUCCAUCUCCAGCACCACAGCUGUGAGCCCCGCCCUGGUACCCUUUACCAUCAACCUCACCAUCACGAACUUGCAGUUCAUGCCAGAUAUGAACCACCCAGGAUCCUCCAGGUUCAACAAGACCGAGGCCAUCUUGCAGCACCUGCUUGGUCCUCUGAUGAAGGCCACCAGUAUCGGUCCCCUCUUCUCUAGCUGCAGGCUGAGCUCCCUCAGGCCUGAGAAAGAUGGGUCAGCUACCAAGGUGGACAUCAUCUGCACCCACCACUCUGAGCCCAUGACCUCAGGGCUGGACAGAGAACAGCUGUACUGGGAGCUGAGUCGUGAGACCCACAGUGUCAGCCGCCUGGGCCGCUACACCUUGGACAGGAACAGCCUCUAUGUCAAUGGUUACACCCAUCAGUACCUGACCUCCACCGUCAGUGCUUCCAUGGCCUCUACCAUGAUCCCAACAUCUUCCACCCUUGUGCCAGUCUCCACAGCUGGCCCCAUCCUGGUACCAUUCACAAUCAACUUUACCAUUAUCAACCUGAAGUAUGAGAAGGACAUGCAUGAGACUGGAUCUCGGAAGUUUAACUUCACCGAGAGAGUCCUGCAGAAAUUGCUCACGCCCUUGUUCAAGAAAACUAGCAUCGGCCCUCUAUUCUCUAGCUGCAGACUGGCCUCACUCAGGCCUGAGGGGCAUGGAGCAGCCACAGGAGUGGGUGCCACCUGCACCCACCACCCUGAUGCCACCGGCCCUGGGCUGGACAGUGAGAAGCUGUACUGGGAGCUGAGCCACCUGACCCGUGGUGUCACCCGCUUGGGCAGCUACUCCUUAGACCAGGACAGCCUCUAUGUCAAUGGUUACACCCAUCAGAUGCUGGCCACCACCCCCAGAACCUCUAGCCUCACUCUGACACCUUUCACCCUUAACUUCACCAUCACUGACAUGCCCUACAUGGAGAGCAUGCAGCCUCCAGGCUCCUCGGAAUUCAGCAAAACAGAGAAAGUCCUGCAAGGACUGCUUGACCCUCUGUUCAAGAACACCAGUGUCGGCCUCCUGUAUUCUGGCUGCAGACUGACCUUGCUCAGGCCAAAGAAGCACGGGGAAGCCACUGGAGUAGAUGCGGUGUGCACCUACCACCCAAUGUCAGCAGGUCCUGGGCUGGACAGAGAGAAGCUGCACUGGGAGCUGAGCCAGCUGACCCAAGGUGUCACCCGACUGGGACCCUAUGCCCUGCAACAGGACAGUCUCUAUGUUGACGGUUAUACUCACCAGAUUGAACCAGCCAUCCCCAGUGCCACUGAACUACCCCUGGUGCCAUUUACCCUAAACUUCACCAUCACCAACCUGGCCUAUGAGAAGGACAUGUGGCAUCUAGGGUCCUGGAAGUUUAACAACACAGAGAAGGUCCUGCAGCUGCUGCUCAGAUCCUUGUUCAAGAACACAACUCUGGGCCCCUUCUACACUGACUGCAGACUGACCUUGCUCAGGCCUGAGAAAGGUGGGUCAGUCACGAGAGUGGGCACACUCUGCACCUACCAUCCAGAGCCCAUGGGCUCCAAGCUGAACAGAGAGCAGCUGUACAGGGAGCUGAGCCAGCUGACCCGUGGGGCCACCCAGCUGGGCAGCUACACUCUGGAAGAGACCAGUCUGUAUAUUAAUGGAUACACCAACAGGACUGUGGCAGCCAUCCCCAGUGUCAGUGGCUCCACCAUUGUUCGGGUCACCAUCAACUUCACCAUCACCAACAUGGAUUACACAGAGGAAAUGGGGAACCCAGGCUCCUUGAAAUUUAACACUACCGAGAGAAUCCUUCAGCGCCAGCUGAGGUUGCUGCUGAACAAGACCAGCAUCGGGCCACUGUACCCUGGCUGCCACCUGGCUGCACUCAGGCGUGUGAAAGGUGGUGCAGCCACAGGAGUUGACAUCCUCUGCUCCUUCCACUCUACCUCCACAAGCUCUGUGCUGGACAGAAGGAAGCUAUACAGGGAGCUGAGUCAUGAAACCCAUGGUGUCACCCAGCUGGGCCACUAUGCCCUGGACAAAGAGAGCCUCUACAUCAAUGGCUACACCUUUGAAGGCACCACUGCUACACCUACCACCAAGGCGGUCCGUGAGGAGCUGCUCACGGUGAACUUCACCAUCAACAACCUCCGCUACUCGGUGGACAUGGGCCAUCCUGGCUCGCCCAAGUUCAGCAUCACAGACACAGUCAUGCAGCACCUGCUCAGCCCUCUGCUCCGGAGGAGUAGCCUGGGUGCCCGGCACACAGGGUGCAAACUCGAGGCGCUGAGGUCUGUAAAGAAUGGUGCUCAGACACAGGUGGACAUGCUCUGCACCUACCACCAGCCCACCAGCAGCCCGGGUCUGUCUGCCAAGCAGGUUUUCCAUGAGCUGAGCUGGCAGACCCGGGGCAUCACCCGGCUGGGUCCUUACUCUCUGGACAAAGACAGCCUCUACCUCAAUGGUUAUAAUGAACCUGGUCCAGAAGAGCCUCCCACAACUCCUGCGCCAGCCACCACAUUCCUGCCAUCAUCAGUAUCAGUGCAGCCAGAAGUCACCCCAGCCACGGGGUACCAUCUAAAGACCCUCACACUCAACUUCACCAUCUCCAACCUCGGGUAUUCACCAGACAUGAGCAACAGAUCGGCCAAGUUCAACUCCACCGAGAGGAUCCUUCAGUACCUGCUCAGAUCCUUAUUCCAGAACACCAGCCUGGGCUCCUUCUACACAGGGUGCUGGCUAUCCUCCCUUAGGCCUGAGAAGGACAGCAAAGCCACUGGCGUGGAUGUAACCUGCACCUAUCGUCCUGACCCCAUGGGUUCUGGGCUGGACAGUGAGCAGCUGUACUGGGAGCUGAGACGACUGACCCACAGCAUCACCCAGCUAGGAAACUUCUCCUUGGACCAGGACAGUCUCUACGUCAAUGGUUACACCAACCAGACUUCAACAACGCCCCCUAGUGGCCAUGUAACCCAGAAUGUGACCAGCUGGAGCGAGUACCAGCUCAGCUUCCACGUCCUCAACUGGAACCUCAGCAGUGCAGAUGCCGCAUCCUCAGAGUACAGCGCCUUCAGGAGGGACAUCGAGGACAAGGUCACCGCACUCUAUCUGAGCAGCCAGCUAGAAGCUGUCUUCCAAUCCUGCCUGGUCACCAAUUUCACGUUAGACUCCAAGGUGGUCACUGUCAAGUUAUUUUUCUCCACCCAUCUGGACCCCGACCUUGUGAAACAAGUUUUUCUAAAUAAGACCUUGAAUGCCUCGUCCCACUGGCUGGGCGCCACCUAUCAGCUGACGGGCCUACAUGUGACAGAAGUGAAGCCAUCUGUCACUCUACCAACAGAAAUGCCACCAACCGCUUCCAGCUCCCAACAGUUCCAGCUGAAUUUCACCAUCACCAACCUACCCUAUUCCCAGGCCAUCUCCCAGCCAGACACCCCCCAGCACCAGCGCAACAAAAGAAGCAUUGAGAGCGCGCUCAACCAACUCUUCCGAAACAGCAGCAUCAAGAGCUAUUUUUCAGACUGUCGAGUAUCAGCAUUCAGGUCUGUCUCCCACAUGGAUCACACCGGAGUUGACUCCAUGUGCAACUUCUCCCCCUUGGCGCGGAGGCUGGACAAAGUUGCCAUCUAUGAGGAAUUCCUGCGAUUGACCCAGGGUGGCACCCACCUGCAGAACUUCACUCUAGACAAGGACAGUGUCCUUGUGGAUGGAUAUUCUCCCAUCAAAAACGAUGCUGUGACUGGAAACUACAAUCUGCCCUUCUGGGCCAUCAUCCUCAUCUGCCUGGCAGGACUCCUGGCUCUCAUCACAUGCCUGCUCUGCUGUUACCUGGUGACCAUCUGCCGGCGGAAGAAGGAGGGAGACUACCAGGUCCAGCGCCACCGCCUGGGCUAUUACUUCCCACACUUGGACCUGAGGAAGCUGCAGUGACCCCGUCUGCUGGGGAGAUCCUUUGUCCCAUCCUGGGUCUGAAGAAGAAAUAAACCACAUUGGUUAGACACAGCAUGUGGGCCUUGCUCGACUCUGUCCCAGCCUGGGUCCCGGGGGACAAAGUGAGAGAACUUCCUCCUUUGAUAAAUCCUGAGGCGACUGGUAGUUGUGUCUUGGGUUUCAUGCUAUGCCACCCCUCAGGGACAGCAGAAUUGCAAGUUGUCAUUAUACAGAAUCAAUAUCCCGUGUCAAUGUGAGGGUUCCCCCCAGUCACCCCCUACUGACCUGCCCUUGACUCCACUGCAGCCAUCACACGGAUGCGUCUCCCCAGCACUGGCUGUCUCAAGCCUGCUCUUACCCUAUUUCGUUCCCUGAGCUCGCCUCUACCAAGACUGUUGGUUGAAUCCGCUCCUUACCCACCAAGUGAUGCCUGAAAGAUGUGAAAUAGUCCAAGAAAGAAAUGAGUGGCUCAGAAGAGACUCCACAACCAGCCUUGGAACUUGAGAGCUGAAGUGACCAAAUAAGCAGAAAGUUUGAGUCCAAGAUAACCUUGCCUAAACGUGUCUGUUCUGGAGUUAAGAUGAGUACAACUUGAACUGGAUCACCUAAGGGAAACACGGGGCUGUCUUUUUUACAUCUUUCCCUGCACUGACUCCAGGUGGCCAAUUACAGGCACGCAUCCCAGGUGCAAGGCCACCUGUGCCGUCCUGCUUUGUGCUUGUUGGACUUGGUGGCAUGAUGUAUACAUCUGGCAGACCGCCAUGAGUGAGGGUACUCAGUUGUUAUCCAAGACUAAGAGUUAAAAUUGGAGUCAUGCCUUCCAUUCACUUUCUAUUUUUGCAAUGGCAUUAUAGUUUUUUAAGAGAAUAAAAACAUUGGAAAUGAUACCAAAUUUCACUGAACACGAUAGGAAUUCACCACUGGUUAUUACAUUGCACAUUGUUGUCUUCAAAUCAGUUGUUCAGAUUGCCAGAUGGAAGCAUGUGUGCCUUACACUGCCACCGUAAGCAGUCUGUCUCUGAGAAUGCCCACUGGAGAGGGUAGUAAAGGCAGCAGGAACUCUUAUUUAUUAAUGACAGUGAUGAAUUGAUUAACCACAAGAGUACAUUCAAAGAGAUGGAUUAUGUAAUCCUAUGGGACUGGGACUGUGUAUGUGGUGUGUGAUGGAAGUGAUGUUACAUGACACAGGGCUGUACUUAAGAUCUUGUAAGCACUAUGGCUUGCAAGCUCUGCAAGCACUAACUCUGUUCUACCCUGUUUGCAGCGGUUUCAACACCUGCCCUCCAAAAUUUAUGUUGGAGACUUAAUCUCCAAAACAACAAGAGUGAGAGGUGAGGGUGUCUAAUGUGAAGUGUUUAGGUAACAAAGCCUCUGACCAAAAGAAUGCACUAAUGCUGCUGUUAAAAGGGCC